AUGCAGGCAAAUACCCCUCCCAGUUGGAACAAACCCAGGACCUUCCAAACAAGCACCUGCACCGGGAGAGUCAACAUUGAAGCUGAAGCAUGCCGUCAAAUCCAGAAAGACAUUUUUUGGACGGGGCUACGGACAAAGCCCGACUUUGUUGCCCUUGGUCUGGCACUACAGGAAAAUUCUGGCCAUCUCGAAGCUUUGGAGCUCGACUUCAUCGACUGGGACUUGGUAAAGAAACACUGGGACGACUUGGGCAAUGAUGUUGGAGACGUCUUCAAAUCCGCGUUGAGAGUACGCCCUUGCUCAACUAAGCUUCGAUUUCCGACACUACAAAAACGGUCUCUCUCUGGCCUUGAUCUAACAUCAUCCUUCCGUGGAAUUGCUUCUGCUUUGAAUCCUGUGUCACUCCGGUCAAUAGCUCUUCGCCGAUGUUCUGGCUGGGAGCUGCUUCUAGAACACUUGACGGGGCCAAGCCAUUCACUAAGCAUAACAUCAUUGGAGGUAUAUCAGCCUUUCGGGAUUGCGAGUCUCCCGAGGAACCACAAACUAGAGCAUUCCAGGACAACUCACGAGUACGGCAUCACCAGAGUCUUCGGUGUUCUUGUGACCGGCGAAUCUGGUGGCGUGAUUCUCUGCGAGAGCCGUUGCAAAGAGCCUCAAGCCCCUAUAAACGACGGCCACACCACUCAGUACAAUGCUUGUCUUCCAUGA
This is a messenger RNA of Pochonia chlamydosporia 170, 708 nucleotides long. RefSeq lists its product as hypothetical. NCBI's taxonomy places the organism in Eukaryota, Fungi, Ascomycota, Sordariomycetes, Hypocreales, Clavicipitaceae. The transcript has a single exon. The record is from RefSeq and is a predicted model, not a curated record. Bases 1 to 708 code for a protein of 235 amino acids.